AUGCUUACAGUAGUCAAGAAGGCCUGCAAGCAUAUUGUCAGGGCGCCUGACGAGGACGUCCCGGUUGUCUCUCCUCAGGAUUGGGCUAGGAACUUCACUCGGGACCCCACGCAGCGGGCGACAGCAUAUGUCACCAGCCUCUUCCCUAUCUUGGGUUGGAUCACUCGCUAUAACUUCGGAUGGUUCAGCGGAGAUAUCAUCGCAGGUUUGACCGUUGGUAUCGUGCUCGUCCCUCAGAGCAUGUCGUAUGCUCAGAUCGCGACGCUACCGCCGGAGUACGGUCUCUAUUCCUCUUUUGUCGGCGUCUUGGUCUACUGCUUCUUCGCGACUUCGAAGGACGUCUCAAUUGGACCGGUUGCCGUCAUGUCUCUCACCGUCGCCCAGAUCAUCCGAUACAUUAACACGAGCUAUCCCGACAAGUGGGGAGGUCCGCAGAUCGCGACCACGGUUGCCUUCGUCUGCGGUUUCAUCGUCCUCGGCAUCGGUCUUCUUCGUCUGGGUUGGCUCGUCGAGUUCAUUCCCGCGCCCGCUGUCAGCGGCUUCAUGACAGGAUCCGCGCUUAACAUCGUGUCUGGCCAACUGCCUGGACUUAUGGGGAUCAGCGGCUUUGAUACCCGAGCGGCGACCUACGAAGUAUUCAUCAAUAUGCUCAAAGGCUUGCCUCGGACUAAGCUAGAUGCUGCGUUCGGAAUCACUGGUUUAGUUUCACUGUACUUCAUUCGCUGGGCAUGCGACCGACUCACCCGACGCUAUCCCUCAAGAGCUCGGCUGUUUUUCUUCUUCUCCGUCUUCCGCAACGCCUUCGUUAUCGUCGUCCUCACGAUUGCAUCCUGGCUGUACUGCAGAAGCCAUGUCACAAACGGGAAGUACCCCAUCAAGAUCCUGCAAACCGUUCCCAGCGGUUUCAAGCAUAUUGGCCAGCCCACGAUCGACCCAGAGCUUGUGAAGGCGCUCGCUCCCCAGCUCCCUGUCGCCACGAUUAUCCUAUUCCUGGAGCACAUUGCCAUCUCCAAAUCAUUUGGCAGGGUGAACGGUUACAAAAUCAACCCCAACCAAGAGCUCAUCGCCAUCGGCGUAACGAACACUAUCGGAACGCUCUUUGGCGCCUAUCCCGCCACGGGAUCCUUCUCGCGCUCCGCUCUGCAGUCGAAGUCAGGCGUGCGAAGUCCGGCAUCGGGUCUCUUCAGUGCUAUCGUGGUCAUUGUCGCGCUGUACGGCCUCACACCGGCGUUCUUCUGGAUCCCCAGCGCGGGCCUUUCCGCGGUCAUCAUACACGCUGUUGCCGACCUUGUCGCCUCGCCCAAACAAGUUUACUCCUUUUGGCGCGUCUCCCCUGUCGAGUUCGUCAUCUGGUUCGCCUCCGUGCUCGUCACCGUCUUCGCUACCAUCGAGGAUGGUAUCUACACUUCGGUCGCAGCCUCGUUGGCUCUGCUCCUUAUCCGUAUUGCACGUCCUCGCGGACAGUUCCUCGGCAGGGUAACGCUGCAUAACACGAAGGAGUCCAGUUCUCGGGAUGUGUACAUCCCUCUGAAGCCGAAUAAGUUCCUCAUGAACUCCGAGGUGAAGGUUGUUCCUCCUUCUCCCGGCAUUGUGGUGUACCGCUUCGAGGAAAACCUCCUAUACCCCAAUUCCUCCUUGGUGAACGACGCUAUUGUGGACUACGUCAAAGUACAUACCAAACGAGGGAAGGACAUGGCAGGGGUCAAGGCAAGCGACAGGCCGUGGAACGAUCCUGGCAAGAACUCCAACGUCGAGGCCGAGGAUAAUGAGUCGAAGCCCCUCCUUCAUGCCGUUGUCCUGGACUUCUCCACAGUACCACAUAUAGAUACUACUGGUAUUCAGGCCUUGAUCGACACUCGUAUGGAAGUCGAGAGGUGGGCUGACCGUCCUAUUGAGUUUCACUUCGCUGCAGUUCUCUCCCCGUGGAUUCGACGAGCCCUGAUCGCUGGUGGAUUCGGUGUCCGUAGCAAAAGUGGGUACACCCAUUUCCACGAGGAAAUUGCGCCGGUCACUCGGUAUCACGAUCAGUACAUUGCGGACCCCGAGCAUGUGGAACGCGUGGUAGAUGUGGUCGGGAGAGUGGUCGAUCCGGAAGCAGGCAUGAGUAGCAUCCAAAUCAACACUGGCAGUACACGGUCCUCCAGCGAGGGCACGGUUCAAUUCGUCCCGAACGGGUCCGGGUUGCUUAUGCUGCCGGAUACACCUUUCUUCCAUUUGGACUUAGAGUCUGCCGUGAAGGCGGCUGAGAAGGGGCUGUCUCCGACACCGUCUAUCCUCGAUGCUGGAUCAGUGAAGGGACCCGGAGGUGACUGA
Dichomitus squalens LYAD-421 SS1 is the source of this 2313-nucleotide messenger RNA. Its product is annotated as sulfate permease. Gene Ontology annotation, biological process: transmembrane transport. The transcript has 10 exons. Lineage: Eukaryota; Fungi; Basidiomycota; Agaricomycetes; Polyporales; Polyporaceae. Gene Ontology annotation, molecular function: secondary active sulfate transmembrane transporter activity. Bases 1 to 2313 code for a protein of 770 amino acids. Gene Ontology annotation, cellular component: membrane. The record is from RefSeq and is a predicted model, not a curated record.